This is a messenger RNA of Austrofundulus limnaeus, 7325 nucleotides long. RefSeq names its product Fras1 related extracellular matrix 1a (gene frem1a). The transcript is spliced from 37 exons. Bases 187 to 6777 code for a protein of 2196 amino acids. The record is from RefSeq and is a predicted model, not a curated record. NCBI's taxonomy places the organism in Eukaryota, Metazoa, Chordata, Actinopteri, Cyprinodontiformes, Rivulidae. Gene Ontology annotation, cellular component: membrane. Gene Ontology annotation, biological process: cell communication; anatomical structure morphogenesis.
AUUCUGUCACUGAAGGAGAAAAGAGGAAGAAGAAGAAGAAGAAGAAGAAGAGCAAACAGCACAUGUUCAGUUUACCCAAAAACCAUGUGAUUCCAUAAGUUCUGAAGUCAUCAUGCAACGAGAUGAACGUUGAGCUCCUCUAAGAAGAAAUCCAUCUUUGGCUUUAUUGAUGUCUCUGCCUGAAGUAUGCUUCUGAAAGAGACCCAGCCUUUGUGUGGAUUUGGUCAGAUAGCUGACAGAACGUCAGCCAUGUGUUCACAGGGUCAAACCAUGGUCUUAAUGUUGCUCCUGCUGGGUCUCACCUGCUCGUCUCACUGCACUUACGUGGAGGUCAACAGGGGUUUAAAAGUGAAACAGGGUCAGUCAGCCUACCUUCAAGGUGACCUGCAGUUCCAAAUUCCUGCUGAGAAGGACGCAUGCAAAGUGGAAGUAGUGUUAAAUGAGCCCAUAACUCAACGUGUGGGAAAACUCCUUCCUCAGGUAUUUGAUUGUCAUUAUCUGUCUGAUGAGGUGAAGUACGUCCACAAUGGUUGUCCAUUACUAAAGGAGGAUACGGUUAAACUUCGUCUCUACUGGUUCACAGAAACAGAGACAUUUAUUGAGGACUUUGUUCUUCAUGUGGACAUCAUGGAGCCUGAGUGCAGCAUCAUCAGGCUGGGGCCCAAAUCACUCCAGGUCCCCGAGUUUUAUGGCCUCUCUGAUGCUGUUGAUGGUAAUGUGGUGUCAUUUCACUAUGAGAGGAGAUCCACUCUGGAAUGUAGUGUCCACCUGAGUCACCAAGACUCUCACCUGCCUACCCACGGCCAACUGGUCACAGGAGAACCAGACAGUGUCCCCGUCAAAAGAGGGGAUGAACCAGAGAGCUUUAUUCAUCUGCGUCAGCAGCUAGAUAAUAAAGCCAGGGCAAUGUGUAAGUCUGAGGGCUGCCUGAAGGGUCUGAAGCUUGUGAAGUUGACCAAAAUGCCCUGUGAGGACUUUUUGCUGAUGGGGCUGAAGUAUCAGCACACAGAUCCUCCAUCUCCAGAUGUGGAUUACAUUCCAAUCAGACUGGACCUGAAGGACACCAGGAGUGGCAGCCUGUAUAGGUCAGAGAAGGCCUGGAUUCCAGUGCGAAUAUCUGGUGCCAUGUCCAACCAGGCUCCCAAACCAUCCUUCAUGUCGAUGUUUAUCCUGGAAGUGGACCAGUUCAUCCUCACUCCACUCUCCACUGCUACACUAGAUGCUGAAGAUGAGGAAACUCCCAAACAGCUUCUUGUUUUUAACAUCACCAAACCCCCMGAGGAAGGCUUCAUCACCCACCUCUCUGACCACACGCGUCCUGUUUCCUCCUUCACGUGGCUUGAUCUCAACGACAUGCUCAUUGGGUACCAACCUCCAAACUCCUCCCACAUUCAACGCAGGAGUUACCAGGUGGAGUUUGAGGUUUAUGAUUGUUUCUUUACGAAGAGCUCCUUGAUGACGGUUCACACUUCUGUAAGAAYUGCAGACACUAAUGCACCAAGAGUAUCCUGGAACAUGGGUCUGAACCUCUUAGAGGGUCAGUCUCGUCCAAUAACAUGGGACCAGCUCCAGAUUGUUGAUAAUGACAACAUUAAUGCUGUUCGAGUCAUCGUUGUGGACGGGCUGCACCACGGGCAGCUCACUGUAAGAGGUGGAAAGGGCUUCAUGUUCACCAUCAGUGACAUAAAAGCUGGUGUGGUCAGUUAUCACCAUGACGACAGCGACUCCACCCAKGACUUCAUCAUCUUCCGCAUUACGGAUGGUCCCCAUCAGAACCGACAUAAGUUCCCCAUCAAGAUCCUCCCCAAAGACGACAGUCCUCCUCUUCUGAUAACCAACAUGUUGCUGGAGGUCUCAGAGGGUCAGACAGCUUUGAUCAGAGGCUCCAUCCUGCAGGCRUCAGACAUGGACUCCAGUGAUGACUACAUCCUCUUUAACAUCACCCGCCCUCCACUAGCUGGAGAGAUCAUGAAGAUCCCAGGACCAGGGUUGACAGGUUAUCCAGUGAGCCACUUUCUCCAGAAGGACCUCACACAGUCUAUAGUCUACUAUAGACACUUUGGGAGUGAGACCUUUGAYGACUCUUUUGAAGUGGUGCUGUCUGAUUUCCAUGAUCCCCCCAACCUGUCAGACCCUCAAAUGGUGGUAGUUCACAUAGARCCUGUUCCAGACCAACCCCCCAAAGAGGUUCCUGGUUCCAGUCGGUGYCUUGUGAUUAAAGAAACGGAAGUGGUCCAUAUCACACGGCAGCAGAUUCACUUUGUAGACCAGGAGUCUCCUGACAGCGAGCUCACAUACACAGUUACUACUCCACCUUUCUUCACUGGUCCUCACAACAGUCCAGAUGCAGGGAGGCUAUUUCUUGUUGACAGCAUCCCCAAAUUUACCAAAGAUGCUAACGCACCAGUUUUGAGGCUCUUUACGCAGCAUGCAGUGAACUUCAUGAAAGUAGCUUACAUGCCUCCACUCUUGGACAUUGGUCCUAACUCUCAGUCUGUCCAGUUUGUUCUAUCUGUAACCAAUUAUCUGGGUAAAACAGUCCCUGGGAUCUGCUUUAACAUCACUAUAGUCCCAGUGGACAACCAGCCACCACAGGUCAUCACCAACUCAUUGACUGUUGAUGAGGGAGGGGAAGGCUUGCUGGGCCCUGAACACAUGCAUGUGUCAGAUGUGGACUCUGUGCCGGAGGCCUUGAAGGUGGAGCUUCAUAAGGAACCAAAGCAUGGAGUUCUACACCUUAGUGGUGAUCCACUAAUAGCAGGCCAGACCUUUGAUCUGCAAGACCUGAAAAGCCUUAAAGUUAGGUAUAACCAUGACAACUCUGAAACUACAGAAGACUCCAUUGCAUUUAUGGCAACAGAUGGCACCAAUUCUGCAUAUUUUACUCUGCUAGUACAUGUAACACCUAUCAAUGAUGAAGUUCCAGUGAUGGUUACUGGUUUGAAACCAGUUUUCAUGUGUGCAGAGGGGCAAGAAAUGAUCAUCACUGCAGAAUACAUCUAUGCCACUGAUGCCGACAGUGACAACAGCAGCCUAGCAUUCUUAAUUGCCCGCCAGCCCCAUUAUGGUGUGGUGCUACGAAAUGGUGUUAUUGUUGAUCGCUUCAUCCAAGCAGACAUCACUACGGGGAUCAUCUCCUACAAACACACAGGGCUAGAAAUAGGACUCACUCCUCGCCAAGAUACCAUCACCUUCGUUAUUUCUGACGGUGAGACGGAGAGCUCUACUUUCUGCUGUGGUAGGAUAAACCCCAAGAGUAAGAGCAUGACUCGGCUUCGGGACAGUCUGCCCGUUUACGACCUCCACAUAACAGUGUUUCCUGUUGACAGCCAGCCCCCAACACUGGAAACAGGUGACAUCUUUAUAGUGGAUGAAGGUGGGACUGCCCCAAUAAAAGCAUCUCACUUGAAGGCCUCUGACAUGGACUCAGUCUUAGAAGAGCUUGUGGUCAAUUUGGUUUCUCCUCCACAGUUUGGCUACAUAGAAAAUGUCCUCCCCAGUCCUGGCUUUGAACAAAGCAACACAGGCAUCAGCGUAGCUUCAUUUUUAUACAAGAACAUUAUUGAGGGCCAUAUCAACUAUGUACAGUCCAGACACCAGAAGAUGGAGCCCACAGCGGAUCAGUUCAUGCUCUGUGUGUCAGAUGGCAAACAUAACUCUGCACACAUUCCUUUUUACGUCAUAAUUAACCCGACAAAUGAUGAAGCCCCAGAGUUUGAGACUCACAACAUCACAGUACAAGAGGGAGAAAUGAAGCAGCUGGACUUGUCUAUGUUCCAUGCAGUGGAUCUGGACAUCCCCAAGAAUGUCCUGCUUUUCACUGUGGUCCAACCUCCUCAGCACGGCAACAUCCUCCCCCACAGGGAUGGAAAACUCACAGAGAGACAAAGAGCCAACCUGCAAUCUCCUGUCCUUGACUUUACCAUGGCAGAUCUUACUAAUGGUAUGGAACUAGUGUAUCUGCAUGAUGGCUCUGAGAACAUGAAGGAUAGUUUUAGCGUGCAACUGACUGAUGGCAAACACCUGCUUCAAAGACAGGUGAUGAUUGAAGUGGUGCCAGUGAACGACGAGGAGCCUCAUGUCAUCAGGAACAACGGACUGGAGGUGGAGCCAGGAGAAGCCAGGAUCAUCUCCAGUGUUGUGUUAUUUUCAGAGGACAGAGACACUUCGUCUUCAGAGUUGAUGUAUAUUUUUGAGAGUGUUCCAACACAAGGACUACUUCAGAUUAAGGAAGGCCAGACAUGGGGAACGCUGACAGCUGGAAUGAACUGCAGCCAGGAUAUGGUGGACAUGAACCUUUUGCGUUACAUCCACACUGACCUUCAUGCUGCCAAAACACAAGACUUCUUCAUCUUCCACUUGUUGGAUGGAAAGAAUAAAUCCCCACCACAGCAUUUCCUCAUCUCUGUCAAAAAAUUGGAAAAAGGAAACAUUGCCAUCUUUGUGAAACCAGUGAAUGUCAGCCGCGGUGAUCRUGUUGUUCUCAACACAAAUGUUCUGCUGGCUACAGAUGGUACCAACAAACCAGAGGAGCUUCUGUAUGUCAUCACCAAGCCUCCUGAUCACGGACACAUAGAGUACAUCAACCAUCCUGGACUGGUCAUCUCCACUUUCAACCAGAUGGACAUAGCAGCAAACCUUGUGGCGUAUGUCCAUGACAACCGAGCCACCAAGACGAAAGAGAUUUUUCACUUUGUUGUCAGCAAUGGUAAAACCAGCCGAAAUGGAAGCUUUGAGGUUCUGGUGGAAAUGGUGGAUCGCGUCCUCCCAUCUCUGAUCGCUAACAAAGGUCUCACAGUUCCUCAAGGAUCUGCCAUGAUCCUUGGUCCUGACUGCCUGUCCUUGGUGGACCCAGACACUCCACCCAGCGCCCUGACCUUCAUCCUCCAGCAGCCACCGCAGUAUGGCAGUCUGGUUUUAGCUGGUAGCACACUAACAGCUGGCUCCAGCUUUACCCAGAGAGACAUAAAGAAGUUUGAGCUGACUUAUAARCACAACGGAGGCCCGUCGCAAAUCGACAGAUUUGCUUUCACGGCCUCUGACAGCUCAGCUCGGGGCUUCCUGCUGGAUGAACGCUUACAAACAGAUCCUGUGUUCUUCACCAUCCAGAUCAAGCCUUUGGAUAAAUCAUCUCCUGAAGUCAAGAAGCUACUCCCUCUGUGGAAAGCAGAAGUUUUAGCAGAUGGCCGAUAUGGGAUCUUCCUGUCAGCCCGAGAGCUGAAGGCUCAAGAUGACUGCAGUGAUGAGGAGAUAAUAUUUUCCAUCAUUCGUCCACCAUUUUUUGGUUACCUUGAAAACAUUGCCACAGGACAGUUUGUGUCCCAGCGUUUCUCUCAGGUGGAGCUUAACAAAAGAACUAUUGUCUACAUCAUCGCCUCCGACAGGGAGUCCCUCUCAGACAGUCUGCAGUUCACAGUCUCUGAUCCUCUGGGCAACUCAGGGCCCACUCACACCCUUGAAUUCAAGUGGUCCAGCGUGGGGUUUUCUCAGUCUCAGGUCUCAGUGUGUGAGGAGCAGGGAACCAUCUCACUGGACAUUGUUCGAAAGGGGAAUUUAGCUGAGUCAUCAUAUGUCACUGUCGAGAUAAAAGAAGGGACUGCAACGGCUGGAAAAGAUUUUCUAAGGAACCCCUCAUCUCUCAUUCAGUUUGAUCCAGGAGUGUCAAAGCAGAGGUGGCAGCUGGAGAUCAUUCAGGACCAGAUUGAGGAGGCAGAUGAAACCUGUGAGGUGCAGCUAGUUUCUCCUGAAGCCACCGUCAUUAAAAGUAUCAGCAAGGCUGAGGUCAUCAUCAGAGACUCAGGGCAGUGCAGGCCAAAGCAGGAUUCUCAGGCUCCUCUUCUUGGAGGAGAAGAGAUUCGAGCAGACACAUAUCCUCAGCAUGGAUCCAUUCAACUGGAAAAACUUCCUCUGGGCUCAGAAACUGUUGUUUGGACACGAGGAGACAGCAUCUCCAGGUCUGGAGAAAGUCUCCCAAAAAAAAGACUAAGAGUUGUCAGCAAUCCCAAAACUAUUGCCCCCUCAUCAGUGUUUCACAAUGGAACAGACAAAGUUUACACAUAUCACGGAAUCACACAACUACGAGUAGAAGAGGACAACUCCGCACCCAGAGAAAACAGAAAGGCCAACAUCAGGGUGAUGAGCAGGGGGGCACAGCUCCAGCUCCAUCCUGUUGUUUCUACAGGGAAACAGUCUGAUUCCUCAUUAAAAGUUCUGAAAGAAAAACAUCUCCCUCAGAAACUGGCAGCAGCUGAAAACUCAGAUCCUAAACCCUGUGUGCCAGAACUGAUGGGACUUUUACAUUUCAAUAAAACAAUCAAUCAGCUUUUUCACUGCAACGGUGUGUCCUGGAAACCAUGGGCUCCAACAGAUCAGAUGGUGAGCGCUCAGACGUGUCCUCAGAGCUGGACCUUUCAUGGAGGACACUGUUACAUCCUCAGUACUGACCACAAGGUCACAUGGAGUGCUGCUAACAGGGCCUGCAGGGAGAGGUUCAAGGGAACUCUUGCCAGUGUUUCCUCUAAAAGCGACAUGGACUGGCUGUGGGACUUCAGUGGAAGGAAGCCCUUUUGGAUCGGCCUGAACGACAGGGAGAGGCGAGGACAGUGGGAGUGGGCCAGCGGUGAGCCUGUCACCUUCACCAAUUGGAGGAAGACGCCCCCCAGCUCCAAACAGAAGGGCAGCACAAAGUGUGUCCUGGUGUGGAGAAGAGCCAAGUGGCAGACCAGAGACUGCAGGAGCAGCAGAGCUCAUCAUUUCGUGUGUUCGUUGAACAUUUGAAGAGAAACAGGGGAAGUGUUUCAGUGGGAGGGUCUGGAAGACAGACCGGUGCUCAGGUUUCAGUGGCUGUGUCUCAAUUCAUGGGUUGUGACCCACAUUGCCAACAGUCCAUGUGGGCCGUAGGCCACCAGUGUCAGCUGCAGAAAUGACUGUGAAAUGAGACGGUCUACAGAUGACAUAUGUUUGCAUUGCCACGCGUUGCCUUGUUAUCAUGGUGAUACGUUUUAUAUCACAUGCCAUGUACAUAAAAAACAUUGUCUGGGCUUUGCUCCAGUGUGAGUGCUUGUAAUUGCAUUUUAAUUGUCUCAUUGCAGCAAAAAUUUUAUUAGCUAAGUUGCUAAACUUACAUUUAAAUGUGAAUACUUUGUUCUGUGAUAAUCUUCCAAUCUGGAGGUGGCGGUGGCAGAGUGGUUUGGGGAGUUGUACCGCAAACGGAGGGCUGCCGCUUUGAUCCCCCGUUCCAUUCUCUCAGCCGUUGUGUCCUUGGACAGGACACUUCACCCACCUUGCCUACUGAUGGUGCUCAGAGGGUCCAGUGGUGCCGGUGC